This is a messenger RNA of Porites lobata, 6307 nucleotides long. The record is from the annotation of a GenBank genome assembly. Lineage: Eukaryota; Metazoa; Cnidaria; Anthozoa; Scleractinia; Poritidae.
AUGGUGGCUUCCCUUCAACAAAAUCGGAAUGUUACUGAAAUACAAAGCGGUUUUUCUCUAAUACACGUGAGGUAAGUGUUCAAGCAAAUAAUAAUUAUUAAACUAAACUAUACCCUGCUAGUCGGCGUAAGCGUAAGUUAUACUCAAGUCGUCAAGGAAAAACUUUUUUUUCUGCAAUGACUGAACAUUAACGUUUGCUGCAGGUCUUAGGCUUUAUAUUUUUCACAUGGCCGAAAUGAACUUCAUAAAAAGUCAAGUAAACAUUGAACAAUUAGCCGGCUCAGGCUACGUGAAUAUCGGCGAAUAGUCACUGAGACGACAUCGAGGUGACUAUUCGCCGACUAUUACUAUACUAUUUUCGAUAUUCAUCAAUGUAAUUAUACUAAUAAUGGUUAAACUUAAAGACUUACGUUUAUGCUGAACGCAUUUCAUUAAUUUUAUCAUUGCAUGCCAACUUCGGUGAUCUUUUAAUACAACCAGUUUAAAAAUUUGAAUCGACAGCUUCAUGCAGUCACACAAAUUAAACGGAACUGGAGCUCAACUGAAACUGAUAAACUUAUAAUACUAUUUUUGCAAAAUUUCCGGUUACUAAAACUGUAAGAGUUUCUACCCUUCAUAUCACGUACUCAUGAGGAAUUGUAGACACCUUAAGAUGCACAGAUUCAGUAGGUGGGUAUGCCUGCCAACUCUCAUGCAUUGUGCGCGAGUCUCACGCCUGCAGACUAAAGACAUCAAUCUCGUACUUCAAGGACAGUUUCUCAAACCUGCCUCACAAAUCCAGACAAAUUGUUCUUAAAUACGUGAUGAGUGACAAAAGUUUAAUUCAAUUUCCACAAUUAAUAUUCCAGGCUUUGAAUGAUGACUUUUGUGUUCCAACAAAAUCAAAACACGCUAAAGUUGGUGUCUUUUACACCAGUUUUGAAAGUGCUCAAAGGCCGUCAGAACAUCUUCGCAAGUUUUCGUGAAGGUCCACAAGGCUCCCGAAAAUGUACAGAAAACCUCGGGAGUUCACUGGGACGGUCAUGAUCGUGGAAAGGCAAAAAUCUGACACAUUUGACCAGAAAAAGUUGGCAGGCAUAGAAUGACUUGUGUCUUACCAGGAAAAAAAGCCGGCUACCUCUUAGAAAAGAGAUACUAUUAUUGCCAAAUUAAUUUUGCGAAAUUACUAUGUUUGGCUAUCUGUUUCCAUGGACUGAAUAGAUGCAUCUUAAGGUCCCUACAAUGUCAGUAGGGGAUAAAACUUCAUCUGUCUCCCUCUCUUUACAUAUUUUGUCAUAACUGCCAUUUAAAUAAUUGCCGAUGGUUUCCUGGUAAUUUUCUAUACUAAUUUGCAUUCUAUGACAUGUUUUGAACCUUACUUGAUUGUAUGUUUAAUUUUUUUAAAAAUAUUUCUUUUGAAAGAGGUUUAAAAUGCUCUCGACUACUCUACAUGCAGCCUAAAAAAUUAAUGUUAAAAAGCUAUUUUGUUUUGUUUUUUUCUUUCACCCAAAAAGUUAUGGUAAUCUUCCAAACUUUGUUACGUCCAUUUUGAAAUCACUGGUAAUCCCUGCAAUCUGAUAGCCUCUAAACCGUUAUCUGUAUAAAGGACCUCAUUCAUGCUCUUAAUUGUAUCAUUUCUGUUCUGGGUACAAAAUGAAAUGUGGUGGCCUUUUUGUUAUUGCUUUUCAUCAAACCAGCUUCUAGAUCAAAUAAAUAUUGCCACUGGCUAAAUUCUGUGAUUUCAAAAUGGCUGUAAUAAAGUGACAAUUCUAGUAGUCUUCUUGCAUCGUGGUCUGAAAUCGUAAUAUUGUGAAUAGACCUUUUUACCGAUAUUGUGGCCAUAUUGAAUUGAAACCCAGGGGGCAUUCGCUCAGUAUUUAUGCAUGAUUUUCGGGCAAAGAGAAACAUCAAAACAUGGUACAGCCAUCUUUAUCUUUUUUCCCUUUAAGAAAAAUUGGGCCAAGAAGUGGGUGUAAAUAAUGAGUGAGUAUAUCCAAUAAUACUCAUGCUGCUUGGGCGCGCCCUGAUACUCCCUUAAAUCUAUUUGAUUAAUAUGGCUGCCAUAUUGGUGCAAAAGGUCUGUUCAGACACCAUCACAUUACUGUGCAUCAGCUUUUUUCUUUUUUUCCCUUCUGUCUUUCCUGCUUCUUGGAUCUUUCCUCUUCUUUCUUUUUUCUCCUUUUCGAUGGCUGUCUUCUUCUGAAAAAGAACAGUCCACAGUAUUUUUCCAUUAAUGGUAACUGUUCCACAUAUAUACCUGAGUACUACUUUCUCAACUUUUUUAUGUUUUUCAUGUUUUAAAUCUUAGACGGAAUAUGUAAACUUGUUACAAAAAGAUGAUAUACACACAUUCCUGACAUGGUAAAAAUGGAGCUAACAGAACUCUAAGUUGAUCCUUACACUAACUCAAAAGUUAAAUUAAUUCUUCCACUGUAAUUUAACCCUUUUUAAUUCAAGCCCUCUAGAACUCAUGCUCUUUCGAAAUAAUUUGUGUUUCAUUUGUCUAUGUAUUAUUAACUUAUCUCAUUUAAAUAACAGUUAAUGGCCUUUUCACAACAAUAGCAUGGUGAAAACUUUUUCCUUACCUUCUGCAUGAGGGGGGAGAGUCAAUGAUGUUGGGGUUGUUGAUGGGGUGGCCGCGGUUUUGAUAUUCAUGCUGGGAGGGGCAGUGGAUGUUGUGAUGGUGGAUGACAAUGUGAUGGAUGAGGUAACAACUGAUGCUGCAGUGGAUGAUGUGGUAUUUGUUGAUUUUGUGGUUGAUGAGAUGGUUUUUGUUGAUGUCGUGGAGGUGGUAAUGUGUGUUGUAGUGGUUGUUUUGACCUUUGGUGAAGUCAGGCAUGCUGCUGGUGGUUUGCUCGUUGGACUUGCACCUAUAACAUAAUGAAAGGUAGAAGAUAUCAGAAGAAAGUAUUUUUAAAAUAUUUAUUUCAAGUCAAAAAUUAUGGUCGGGUUGACAUUUUUAACGGUGGUUGAUUCUAGGUCUUUGCGUUCAAGUCCUAAUUCAUUUACAAGUUUCUCUUUUGUUUUGGGGUAUGGUAAUAUAUUCUAAUUACGUUGUAACAAAGAAGAAAUGAAAUUUAUUAGAGAUAAAAAAAUUAACUACACUACAUCAUGUCUAUGUUAUAUACAUGUAUGUUGCAGUUAAUUCCCUUGUAUAACAGGGAGGGUGGUAAGUUCAUGAAACAAUAGUAUUAAAAAUGAUAGAAAUAUAAUUUUUAUUAUUUCAAAAAGACACCUGUAAUAUUUAACCCUUUUUGAUUCAAGCUGUCUAGAACUCAUGCUCUUUCAAAGUAGUUUGUGUUUCAUUUGUCUAUGUAUUAUUAACUUAUCUCCAUUUAAAUAAUAGUUAAUGGCCUUUUCAACAACAAUAGCAUGGUGAAAACGUUUUCCUUACCUUCUGCAUGAAGCGGGAGAGUCAACGAUGUUGGGGUUGUUGAUGGGGUGGCCGAGGUGUCAGUGGUUUUGAUAUUCGUACUGGGAGGGGUAGUGGCUGAUGUGAUGGCAGAUGACAAUGUGGUGGAUGAUUUAACAACUGAUGCUGCAGUGGAUGAUGUGGUAUUUCUUGAUUUUGUGGCUGAUGAAAUGGUUUUUGUGGACGUCGUGGAGGUGGUAAUGUGUGUUGUAGUAGUUGUUUGGACCUUUGGUGACAUCAAGCAUGCUGCUGGUGGUUUGCUGGUUGGACUUGCAUCUAUAACAUAAUGAAAGAGAGAAGAUAUCAGAAGAUAGUAUUUUAAAAAUAUUUAUUACAUGUCAAAAUUUAUGGUCGGGUUGAAAUGAAUCAACUGUGGUUGAUUUUAGUUCUUUGUCUUCAAGUCUUAAUUCAUUUACAAGUGUAAAGAAAUGAAGAAGAAAUCAAAUCAAAUCAUCAUGUCUAUGUUAUAUACAUUAAUGUUGUAGUUGAUUCCCUUGUAGAACAGGGAAGGUGGUAAAUUUCAUCAUAGUUCAUGAAACAAUAAAAUUAAAAAAUGAUAGAAUAUAAUUUUUCUUGUUUCAAAAAGAGAUCUGUAGACUUAAAACAAAGGAUAGAGGGAAAUUGUGGUAUUGACAAGAGUGUUUGUGGAAAAUAAUUAUUUUCUGUCAUUGCCUCUUGUUCAUGUAAUAAUUACAAUUUUCAUUUACAGGUCUGUCGAUGGUGCAAGAAGUGAUCUGUAUUAUUGUGAACUUAAUAGCCAGGCACGUUUUGGUAGUUAUACUUCAUUUCCAUGUACCCUGAUAAAUACAUUGAAUUGAUUACCCUGAACUGUCUUGGAGAGGUCCUCUUCCGAAGUUCCACAAGGAAUGUUCCCUCUGAAUUCAACCUGCAAAAAAGAGCAAAACAGAAGGGAGGAAUGCUGUCCAGAUUAUGGCCACCCUGCCAACCCAAAGAGGGCAGUCUGUUUGUUCAACUUUGAACUGGACCAGAAGACUGAUUAAGCAUUAGUUGGUGAGUAGUGAGCUUCACUGUUAGUGUCAACUGGACAAAUUCAUGUUGAUUGUGAACUGUCCAACUCAGGCAGAUAGGGGUGGAAAUGCCCAUUGAAUUUGGAAUCUACGGUGCAUUAACGAGUACUUUACAGGCUCUUAAUUAUCUAAAAUUAUUUUGUUAUUUUUGAGAAGAGGGUGUUUAGAUUGUGUUUGUUUGGUAAAUAGACAUAAGACUCUGUAUGCAAUGAUAGUUCAUAACUGAGUCAGUUUAUAUAGAAUAAUAUAUAAUUUAUUGAGAAGUAUCUAGCUUCUUGUUGAUUUUUUUUGGUUUGUUUAUUUCUCUGUUACAUAUCAUAACUAUUAAAUUUAUAUCAUUUUAUUUUUCUAUCAAAUAAACUUUUACUAGUAUAUAAUACUAAUUUCUUCCUUUUAAUUAUGACUGUUAUACAUGUACUUUUAUUUUUAGCCUUGUUUAUGAAGUACACAUUCAAAUUAAAGAGGUUUAAGGUAUACAUUAAGCUAGUUCCUUUAGUGUCUAAAGUUAUCAUUCAGUGUUGAGGAUACCCUUUAUCUGUAACCUGACUGCAGUUAACCCAUUCACCCUGUCAGCUGACAUAUCAACCUCAUCCCCAACCUGGACCAAUAACCUUUAGCCUCCUCUCCUAGCUACAUGUUGUUUCAAUCUCGACCAUGUGAAAAAUUCUAUUACUUAAUAUUAAGUCUUCUAUAUUUACAUCUGGAGGAUCAUUGUUCUUCUUUCUUUGAUGGUGCCUUCUUGUUACCUCUUGUUAGUUGGUAGUUUGUAUCCCUACCAUGCUCUUUGGCUCUGAGAGAAGUCAUUGUGUAUCGACCAUGCCUUAACCAUUGAACAUUCCUUUGCAACUUUCCAGGUGUAUUCCAUCGUUUCUCAUUAUUUUCGUCUUGACUGUGUUCAUCUUUGGUUGUACUCUUGUCGCUUGUUUGCAAUUCCCAGUGGUUAUGACUUUGCGUGACUUUUUUUUUUUUAAGUAGCACAGUGUUAUCUACUGUAAUAAUUUAUUCAGUGUGUUUUCAUAAAUUGCAUUUUUAUAUCAAGUUCACAAUUAUUUAGUGGUUAUUUAAUGUUGAUUUAUUGUUAACUUGUGUUUUGGAUUUGGUAUUUGAUAACUUCCUACAUCAACUACUCAUUUUAGAAUUAUUACAUCGAUGUACGGUAUUUGCUUGAGGGCAUUCAGUUAACUUAAUAUUAAGAGUAUGCUUAUGCAUUAUUAUCGCUCCCUGCCGGCAUUAUUUACGAAUGUUUAACCCAUUUACCUAAUUAUUAUACCUUUUUGGUAAGAUAUCCUUUCCCUUAUAAAGAUGUAUUAUACAUAAAUAUUUUUUAUGACAAGUAAUAAUAGCUUGGAAAGUCAUCUAGUCAAAGGUCAUACUGGGUAGUCAGUGUUGUUGUAAAUGCAGUCUUUGAUUAAUUUUGUGUUACAUGUUAUGUUAUGUUCCCAAGAGCCUGGUGGCAAAGAUCCUCGCUCACGUAGAGCAUGGACACAGAGGACCUGGCUCCAUUAAGAACCCAGUCUGCGAGGGUUAUGUUCCCAAGAACCUGGUGGCAAAGAUCCUCGCUCACGUAGAGCAUGGACACAGAGGACCUGGCUCGAUUAAGAACCCAGUCUGCGAGAGUUAUGUUCCCAAGAACCUUGUGGCAAAGAUCCUCGCUCACGUAGAGCAUGGACACAGAGGACCUGGCUCCAUUAAGAACCCAGUCUGCGAGGGUUAUGUUCCCAAGAACCUGGUGGCAAAGAUCCUCGCUCACGUAGAGCAUGGACACAGAGGACCUGGCUCGAUUAAGAACCCAGUCUGCGAGGGUUAUGUUCCCAAGAACCUGGUGGCAAAGAUCCUCGCUCACGUAGAGCAUGGACACAGAGGACCUGGCUCGAUUAAGAACUCUAAG